GCCUCCAAGUCGAUCUUAUUCGAGCUGUUGGUAAAACCUGCCUGUUGAUCAGUUACACGACCAAUGCAUUCCCUGGAGAGUACAUCCCCACCGUCUUUGACAACUAUUCUGCCAAUGUUAUGGUAGAUGGAAAGCCAGUGAAUCUGGGCUUAUGGGAUACAGCUGGACAAGAAGAUUAUGACAGAUUGCGUCCCCUCUCCUAUCCGCAAACAGAUGUGUUCUUAAUCUGCUUUUCCCUUGUGAGUCCUGCAUCAUUUGAAAAUGUCCGUGCAAAGUGGUAUCCUGAAGUGCGACACCACUGUCCCAACACUCCCAUCAUCCUAGUGGGGACGAAGCUUGAUCUUAGGGAUGAUAAGGACACAAUUGAGAAGCUGAAGGAGAAGAAGCUGACUCCCAUCACCUACCCGCAGGGGCUAGCCAUGGCGAAGGAGAUCGGUGCUGUCAAAUACCUGGAGUGCUCAGCACUCACACAGCGGGGCCUCAAGACAGUGUUUGAUGAAGCUAUCCGAGCGGUUCUCUGUCCACCUCCUGUCAAGAAGAGGAAGAGAAAAUGCCUGUUGUUGUAAAUGUCUGAGCCCCUCAUUCUUGGUCCUGUCCCUGGAACCUUUGUACGCUUUGCUCAAAAAACGGUGGAGCCUUCGCAUUUGAUGCCAAGUUUUUGUUACAGAUUAAUUUUUCCAUAAAACCAUUUUGAACCAAUGAACCAGUCAAUAAUUUUAAGGUUCUGUUUUAAAUGUAAGAAUUCCAACUUACGGUCUAUUAAAAUUCAGCCCUAAAUGACAAGCCUUCUUAAAGCCUUAUUUUUCAAAUCCCCUAUUCUUGCUCAGAAUAAGAAUUGCCAAAAUACCUUCUGAACUAAGUCGCGUUGUGCUGAGAACACUUAAGCACUAAACUGUUGAGAGAGACUUUUGUUUUUAAGAAGACUGCAGCUUCUGGAGUCGGGGUGCAGACCCUCCCCUAGUUUCCAGACCAUGUGAUGCACGCAGCACAGCCUCCUUAACGACACGUUGCCAUGUAACUUAUCAGCCCAUGUUCAUUACAUAACUUUGUACUGUACGUCACAAGGAGUGAGUGUAACAGCUCAGCCCUUUGAUUUCAUAGUGACUUUUCUAAAAUCCCAGUUGACUAGCUUUUGCAGACUUUGAACAGAUCUGGUUCCCGUGUUGCCUCGAAUGAAGUAUUCUGUUCCUAGUCGUGGGUAUGCUGGGUGGAGUGUGUGAAGCACGACAUGGUCAAAGGAUAAAGACAGUAUUUUGACUAAUAUGAAGUAGAGAUUACACUACAUUGUACAUGGAGUAAUUCAACUGAAUAAAAGUGUCACGGGUAAAGAUUUCUAACGGUUAGUUUCUGUCAGACACAGUAGAUGACAAAUGGCCGGUCUCAUCAGUGUCUCUCUUGAGCUGUUCCUGUCCCCACACUGCCGUCCCUCCUCAGAUCCCAGGGUGUUGACUCCCUAUUUAAACUGGCCAUCCCCACAGUUGCUGACUUAGCAAGUGCUUUUCUUUAGGACCCUUCUGAACGAGCAAUAUGUCUGACCUGUACUAUAAGAUCUUCCUGAUAAUGCAUUUGAGGUUUUUCUUUUUUCUUUUUCUUUUUCUUUUGGUAGAUUAGUAGAAGUGCAUUCCUGUUUUCACCUUACUUUACUCAAUGCUAAUAAGUGCUUUCCUUAGUUUUCUAGUAACUAGGUGUAAAAAUCAUGUGUUGCAGCUUUACAGUUUUUAAACUAUUUUAGAUAUUCUUCUUAAACUAUGAACCUUCUAAACAUCACUGUCUUGCCAGAGUACCAACACUGUCAUGUGACUAAUGCUGCCCCUCUAGACCUCACCCACGUGGACACAUGCUUCCCGUCGUGGCUCCGCCUAGAGAUGUUCCUUUGGGUCUGUGAGGUUCUGUCAACUGCUAGUGCUAAUGCUGUUCUGUACAACCUAACUCCCUGGCAAGAACACAGUGUUGGGCCUUCCAACCACUAGAACAAACUUUUUUCAAUUGACAGUUGCAGAAUUGUGGAGUGUUUUUACAUUGAUCUUUUGCUAAUGCAGUUAGCAGUAUGUUUUGCAUGUAUGACUUAAUAAAACCUUGAAUCAUA
This is a messenger RNA of Peromyscus maniculatus bairdii (prairie deer mouse), 2086 nucleotides long. The record is from RefSeq and is a predicted model, not a curated record. Lineage: Eukaryota; Metazoa; Chordata; Mammalia; Rodentia; Cricetidae.